AUGCCGCUGACAGCAGAGCAACUGGCGGAGUGGUCGCAUUCGCACCAGCCCGCCAUCGUGGGCGUGUGCGUGACGCUGCUGGUGCUGGGCAACCUGUCGGUGCUGCUGCGCAUCUGGGCCCAAUGCCGGCUGCACAAGCGACCGCUGCUGGAGGACCACUGUCUGGUCGCUGCUCUGAUCUUCGCAAACGUCGUCACCGUCGCGACGCUGGUCGGCGAGCAUUAUGGCCUCGGCCUGCACAUAUGGCGGGUCAAGGCCGAGGACCCGUCGAUGCAGAACAUCAAGAACAUCUUCGUGACUUUCUGGUUGACAGCCGUCUUCAACGGUCCCUGCCUGCUCGCCGUCAAGCUGGCGCUUCUGUUCUUCUACCGCCGCCUCUUCCUCACCUACCAGCGCUGGCUCACAGUCGUGUGGUGGAUCAACCUCGUCUACGCCGUCCUGUGGGCGAUUGGCUCGACUCUGUUCUACAUCUUCCAAUGCCUGCCGCCCCAGACCUACUGGGAGCGGUUUGACCCCAAAUCCCACAUCAAAGGCGAAUGUUCGUCCUCGGUCAGGGUCGUCGCCAUCCCGUUGAUCUUCAGCGUCAUCUCCGACUUCGCCGUCCUGCUGCUGCCGCUGGCGACGGUCUCCAAUCUGCAACUGCCCCUGUCGAAACGGCUUGGUUUGGUCGCGUUAUUUGGCGUGGGUUUAGUUGCCUGCUGCUGCGGUCUCACCCGAAUUAUCGUCCUAGAAGUCGACACCGACGCCAGCGAGGACCCCACGUAUGGCACAGUGCCAUUCGACAUUCUGAACGUGGCCGAACUGAACCUGGCCAUCGUGUGCGCGUCAGUCGUGCCGGUCUUUUCGCUGGUCCGGGUUUCAAUUGGGUCGAAGCAGGGGACGGACGCGUCGCAGACAUAUGCGAUGAAGUCUUCGUCGGUGAGGAUGCCGCCACGGCCGUACACGUUGAGCAACCUGAGUGAAGAGUACCUGUAUCACAGCCAUGUGACGAGCACGCAACGACCAGAGUACGAAUUCCGAAGGGACUUUGGAAAGAAUUAUAACAACAACAAUCAUAUCCAUGUGAGGACUGAUGUGGAUGUGUCUGGAUGA
Molecule: messenger RNA, 1092 nt
Organism: Rasamsonia emersonii CBS 393.64
Lineage: Eukaryota; Fungi; Ascomycota; Eurotiomycetes; Eurotiales; Trichocomaceae
Exons: 4
Coding region: 1-1092 (363 amino acids)
Source: RefSeq, a predicted model, not a curated record